AUUAUGACAAUUCAAGCUGUGGUCGCAGAUUUUGUCUUUUUAGAGACCACUGAUCAUUUGGAACAAGACAAGCGAGUGCAGCGACGCAACGCAGGUGGUUCAAACCCCCCUUAUCGGACGUGUGGAAAGGCUGUAGCUGUAGAGGCGAAUGAGCGAUCGGAGCGAGCUCUGUGCACGGUUGAGAGCAGCAAAAGAUAGGCGGUGGGAAUAAUUCCGAAUCGGAGAGGGACGGAGGAGUUGCAGAGAAAAUUAAAGAGAGAUGGAUGGGUUGUGCAGGCAGGAGGAAAGAUGCCGGUCGGAUGCAGAGGAAAAUCAAUCAGGGCAACCUACUAACCAACAGGGGAAAGGGAUCGGAAUGACAAAUGCGGCAGGAUAUCAGAGUGGAAAGUUGACAAUGUGGGGAGAAAUAAAUCCGCUCGAACCCUCACGACGGCGUUUACGGUUGGUUAAGGGUGGAGUUGGUUUCCGUGACUUGCAGCGGACGGGAUGGAGAGCCAAGCAGGGGGGAGGAGGGGGGAAAGGAAAGGAAAAAAAAAAGGGAACGGAGCACAGGGUGGCCCAACGGUUGAACGGAUUACAUGAAGGCCCUCUCUCCACUCAGACAGCCCCAGAGACCCAGUGAACAAUUCCUGUUCCUGAAAUUGGUCCCUACGGUCUUGGUGUGUCGGUCUGUCGCCAGACAGAGAGAGAGUAAUAGGCAAGACAGACAGACGAGGUUGAAUUGAUCAAUGCGUCAUGACUGUCAAUCCAAGACAAAGAAUUUAGAGACAUUCUCCAGGUCAGAUGUUUUGGAUAUAAUAGCUGGCCUAUAACCAUGGACGGAGAGAUAAUAAAAUAAAUUAGCGUUCGUCCAAUUCCAUUUACCGCUUUGGGUACUAUUUCUUCCCCUCCUUCCUCUCCAAGUCCUCUCCUUCAAACCUUCGAACGCCCUUAACAU
Molecule: messenger RNA, 937 nt
Organism: Aspergillus piperis CBS 112811
Lineage: Eukaryota; Fungi; Ascomycota; Eurotiomycetes; Eurotiales; Aspergillaceae
Exons: 7
Coding region: 260-622 (120 amino acids)
Source: RefSeq, a predicted model, not a curated record